AUGGGCGUCGUCGUCAGGUGCGUCAAGAUCCUCGCGCUCCUCUCGCUCGUCCCGCUGGCGCUCAGGGCCGGCUCCCUCCUGGGCCACGUCGUCGCGCCGCCUCCAUCGUCAGCUGCCACCAGGAGCGCCAGCGUCUCCGAUUCGGCGCACGGCAAGACGUCGGAGGGUGCUGCUCUGGCUGCCGCGAGGUUCCGGAGCGGUGCCAGCGUAGGCGGGUUCGGCGACGACAAGAGGAUGGCGCCGUCGGGGUCCAACCCGCUGCACAACCUGCGAUGA
Messenger RNA from Triticum turgidum subsp. durum (durum wheat), 276 nucleotides. NCBI's taxonomy places the organism in Eukaryota, Viridiplantae, Streptophyta, Magnoliopsida, Poales, Poaceae. The record is from the annotation of a GenBank genome assembly.